CUCCCUCGCAAUUCAUUUCCCGCUCUGUGUAUAAACCCUAACCCCUUUUCUACACUGAGUUGCGCUGAGAAAACAAAGAAGCGAAAUGGGUCAGAAACAGAAGCUGAUUUUGCAAUCAGAUCCCAACGACGAAACCAAAAAGCGACGCCGUGUUGGAUUUUCCGGCAUAGAUGCUGGAAUUGAAGCUAAAGACUGCAUCAGAAUCUUUCUGGUUUCGAGUAAAGAAGAGUUUGAUGCUCCGGCGAAUUUUCUCAUCAAUCCUGUUGAUUUGAAUAGCUAUUUUGAUGAUGAUGGGAAAAUUUAUGGUUAUGAGGAUUUGAAGAUUACCAUAUGGGUUAGCAGGAUAUCCUUUUAUGCAUAUGCUGACAUUGCAUUUAAGAGUUCGUCUGAUCGUGGCAAAGGGAUUACUGAUCUUAAAGUUGCUCUUCAGGCAAUUUUUGCUGAGACUCUUGUUGAUAGCAAGGAUGAAUUCCUUCAAAAGUAUUUGGUGGACAAUGAUUUUGUCAGAACAAACGUUUCAAGUGGGGAGGUUUUGAAGCAGAAAGCUUUCAAGCAUGCUGAUUCGGAUGCUUCAAAUGUUGAGGUUGUUCGUUUGGUGGCAGGCAACAUGGCUACUGGACAAAUUUACAGUCAUAUAAUACCCCUUAUUCUUCUCCUUGUUGAUGGUAGCAGUCCCAUUGAUGUUACUGAUCCACAAUGGGAGUUGUACGUCCUGAUUCAGAAGAAAACUGAUCAGCAGGGAGAGAUCCAAAAUCUGUUGCUUGGAUUUACUGCUGUUUAUCGAUUUUACCACUAUCCUAAUGACUCACGAUUGCGACUGGGUCAGAUACUGGUAUUGCCUCCGUAUCAGCACAAGGGUUAUGGUCGUUUCCUUAUCGAAGUGCUCAAUGAUGUUGCCAUAACUGAAAAUGUUUUUGAUCUCACUGUAGAAGAGCCGUUAGAUAACUUACAACAUGUCCGUUCUUGUGUUGACACACAACGCCUGCUUCGUUUUGAGCCAAUCCAACAUUUAGUUACUAAGGCUGUUUCAUUUCUAAAGGAUGGAAAACUAUCAAAGAAAACACAUUCUCCUCGACUUACGCCACCUCCCAGUGCUGUUGAGGAGGUAAGGAAAAAUUUGAAAAUCAACAAGACACAGUUUCUCAAGUGCUGGGAGGUUUUGAUCUAUAUUGGCCUCAAUCCUAUUGACAAGUACAUGGAUAACUUUGUGAGCGUUAUUUCUGAACGUGUGAAGUAUGAUAUUUUGGGAAAAGAUUCCGGGACUUCUGGGAAGCAACUUAUUGAAGUACUUAGUGAUGUCAGUCAGGAGACAUCAUUUGUCAUGUUCAAAUCAGGAGCCGGUGAAGAUAUUGCUGUGCAGAUGGAUGACAAUCAGACGAACCAAGAAGAGCAACUCCAGAAGUUGGCUCAGGAUAGGGUGAUAGAAAUUCAGUUGAUCGCUAAAAAGGUAACCUCCCAUAUCGGGACUUCAGAAGUGGCUGCUAAUUAAAUUUGUCCUUUGUCACUAUGAUCUUUGGCAUUAUUGCUGACCAAUUUAAGUUUGUUGCACAAUCACUCAAAUUGUUAUCUUGUUACACAUUGCUGGCAUUGGAAAUGCUCAAACAGACUCUUUGGAGUCACAGUCAGUACUGUAUUUUGGUUCUUUCAUAUGUUAUAGGUUGUUCUUGUAAUUUUCGUAUCAUAGGCUGUGAAGGAACCAUUUGAUAUGCCUUGAAUCGUGAUAACUGAGAUUAAUUACGGUGAAGUUGAUUGUCGAUAUUCAAGUGGUGUAAUCUUGUUUGUAGUAUCCUGCAUGCACUAGUUUGGUACAUCCAAGUAACACAAUGGUUCUAGUUGUUUUUUUUGGUA
Trifolium pratense (red clover) is the source of this 1848-nucleotide messenger RNA. Its product is annotated as histone acetyltransferase type B catalytic subunit. The transcript has 10 exons. Lineage: Eukaryota; Viridiplantae; Streptophyta; Magnoliopsida; Fabales; Fabaceae. The record is from RefSeq and is a predicted model, not a curated record. Gene Ontology annotation, biological process: subtelomeric heterochromatin formation. Gene Ontology annotation, cellular component: nucleus. Gene Ontology annotation, molecular function: histone H4 acetyltransferase activity. Bases 86 to 1489 code for a protein of 467 amino acids.